UCUGCCUUCAAGGAUCACCGACGCGUUGACUAGCACCGAACCGUGUCUGGGCUGAGCCGAACCAUUUUGACCCUUACAACAGCUACCUUUCCAAGGGCACACAACCUUUUGAACCAGACAAACCCCGGGACUCGCGGCUGCAAGACAGCCAAGGGGCAGCGUUUCUUUUUUUCUCGAGCCCGGUCGUCUCCGCACCCGGCCCGAGGUCAUCAACGAAGCCUCCGGGGCGAGAGCCGCACCAGAGAAAAGCAACCAUGUCGGGGCUCUUCGGCCAGCCGGCGGCGGCGCCGACGAGCACGAUCGGCGACCUCAAGAACGACGUGGCCAUCGCAAACCCGCCCGAGGACAGCAUCUCGGACCUCGCCUUCAACCCGAACCCGAGCGACCAGAAGGACUUUUUGGCCGUCGCGAGCUGGGACAAGAAGGUGCGCAUCUACGAGGUCCUGAGCAACGGGACCGCCGAAGGGAAACACAUGUACGAGCACGACGGGCCCGUAUUUAGCUGUGACUACUACAAGGAUGGAACCAAGAUAGUCUCCGGAGGCGCCGACAAGAUGGCCAAGGUGUGCGACGUGACGACGGGCGUGACGGCGCAGGUGGCGCAGCACGACCGGCCGGUGCGGUGCGUCCGCUUCUUCGACAACGGCGGAAGCCCCAUGGUGAUCACAGGCUCGUGGGACAAGACGGUCAAGUACUGGGACCUGCGGCAGCAGACGGCCGUCGGCACUCUGCAGUGCCAGGAGCGCAUCUACACCAUGGACGUGCGCGACAACCUGCUCGUCAUCGGCACCGCCGACCGCUACAUCAACGUGGUCAACCUCAAGGACCCCUCAAAGUUCUACAAGACACUCCAAAGUCCGCUCAAGUGGCAGACGCGCGUCGUGAGCUGCUUCACCGACUCGGCUGGUUUUGCCAUCGGUAGUAUUGAGGGUCGGUGCGCAAUUCAGUACGUUGAGGACAAGGACAACAGUUCCAACUUUUCCUUCAAGUGCCACCGCGACCAGCCGCAGGGCAAUACCACCAGCGUGUACGCGGUGAACGACAUAUCAUUCCACCCGGUGCACGGGACUUUUAGUACAGCCGGCUCGGACGGCACCUACCACUUCUGGGACAAGGACGCCAAGCACAGGCUGAAGGGCUACCCCAACGUCGGCGGCAGCAUCACGUCGACCACGUUCAACAAGAACGGCAACAUCUUUGCCUACGCAGUCAGCUACGACUGGGCAAAGGGCUACCAGGGGAACAACACCCAGUACCCCAACAAGGUCAUGCUGCACCCGGUCCUGCCGGACGAGUGCAAGCCUCGUCCGUCGGUCAAGAAGCGGUGAGGUGGGGGUUGAGCGGGCUGCGAGGAAGGAGCGUGGAGUUCGGGGAGUGGGCCCGGCUACUUCGAGAGACGGCUGUGUUGGCCAUGAGUGCAACGUUUUGGAUCAGGCGGGUUGCUGGCUCUCGCCCUUGCCAUGUUCUCCCCAUCUACGACUGUAUACCUCCCAUCUUGGAGAAGAAGGCUUGGCCGGCGAAGAUCUCGGCUGGCGGUGGUUGGCGGUCAAGCCAAAGCCGGCAGGCUGCGGGUACUAGCAAAGGCCGAUGAACUAUUCGCAGCGUUAGUGGUGGCUUUGGUGAGGUGAUUUUUGAGUGGUGCGGAGGAACCAUAGGACAAUGAUACCACACAACCCUUAGCGUGGUUGUACGAAACCAAAUGUUAUUUUUAGGUAGACAAUUCAAGCGAUGCUGUCACUGGUG
Messenger RNA from Gaeumannomyces tritici R3-111a-1, 1743 nucleotides. Its product is annotated as Poly(A)+ RNA export protein. Bases 255 to 1328 code for a protein of 357 amino acids. The record is from RefSeq and is a predicted model, not a curated record. Gene Ontology annotation, cellular component: nuclear pore. Gene Ontology annotation, molecular function: ubiquitin binding; RNA binding. Lineage: Eukaryota; Fungi; Ascomycota; Sordariomycetes; Magnaporthales; Magnaporthaceae. The transcript has 3 exons. Gene Ontology annotation, biological process: RNA export from nucleus; transcription-dependent tethering of RNA polymerase II gene DNA at nuclear periphery.